AUGCACACCAUGGACGGGGGGCAGGAGCGUCAACAGCAGCAGCAGCAGCAGGAAGAGGGGGAGAAGACGAUUCUGUCGAGCACGCGGAAGAAGUAUGCCAUCCUCCCAUCGGCGUCGCAUAGCCUCCUGAGCACAACCGAUCUGCGCGCGGUGGAGCGCUACAUCGCACUGAACCGGGGACAUCGCUUCACCGACCGCGACGGGCCGCUCUCGGAAUUGAUACCAGAGUUGCCGUUCGUGCGGCAGCACACCGGCGAUGAGGUGCUGCAGAUGACGGUAAAAAUUAUCCACGCCCGCGAGAGCGCCCUCGAUGUCCCGCUGCGCUUCGUCACGCCGGAGGAGUUCCACACGCCGCCGCUCGAGGACCCGCCCGCGCACCUCCCCCUCGCGCGGCGGGUGGCGACGCUGCUAAAGGGUGCCGAGUCGGUGCCGAUGCAUUGGGUAGAGCCGCGCCCAGGGGGCAGCAGCAGCAGCAGCAGCAGCGACGAAGGAGUGGCGCAGCUGAAAGUCAUGCGGGAUGCCAUGUCGCGGGCGAAGUCGGCGAUGCGCGCUGGCAACACAGUGGAAGCGGCGCAUCUGCUCUGUACCGUCGCCGCGCUUCACUACAAUAGUGGCAAUGUCGAGCUCGCGCGGUCAUUCUACGCUAAGGCGCUUGCAGCAUUUGAGUCUAUCGGUGAUGUGCGAGGCCUGGCGUUCUGUCACAACAUUCUGGGCGUCUGUUACUAUCGGCUGCGGGAGUUUAAGAUGUCGCUGCUUCACCACAAGCGACAGGAAGCCCUUGGCGGAUGCUACUCACGCGCAGUGGCGGAGAUUAACAUGGGUGUCAGCUACGCCGCACUCGGAGAACUCAACUUUGCUGAGCCGGCGCUUGAGGAUGCCUUGGUGAAUGCGCGUGCGUGUGAGAACACGUUGCUGGAGACGAUUGCAUUGGGUAACCAGGGGCUCGUGUAUCUACGCCUGGGCAACAUGCGCGCCGCACAGACAAGCUUGGAACAGUGCUUAGAAAAAUGUAGUCUUGGUGGUGACAAAAGCGGGGCCUCCAUCUGUCUGCUUCUACUCGGCGAGCUGUAUUCCCUCAUCCACGACCACCAACACGCGUUGUUUUAUUACGAGCACGCCUACCGCGUGGGUGGUGAGGCGAAGUGCUCGGAUGUAGUGGAUGUGGCACGGGUUAACAUCGGAAUUGCCCGUGGCAACGCCGCGCUGAGGGACGCCGUCCUCCAGCAAGCGAAGCGUAUGGGGCAGAACGUUGCCCUCAAGGAUGUUUUGGAGCUACUUCUUCCGUAG
Trypanosoma grayi is the source of this 1287-nucleotide messenger RNA. RefSeq names its product TPR Domain containing protein. The record is from RefSeq and is a predicted model, not a curated record. NCBI's taxonomy places the organism in Eukaryota, Euglenozoa, Kinetoplastea, Trypanosomatida, Trypanosomatidae. The coding region runs from base 1 to 1287 and encodes 428 amino acids. The transcript has a single exon. Gene Ontology annotation, molecular function: protein binding.